Molecule: messenger RNA, 1209 nt
Organism: Nicotiana tabacum (common tobacco)
Lineage: Eukaryota; Viridiplantae; Streptophyta; Magnoliopsida; Solanales; Solanaceae
Source: RefSeq, a predicted model, not a curated record
AUGGGUAAAGAUUCUUGCACAGGACCUCGAAUAACCGGGGUAAAAGUGCUAAAUACUAUUGAAAUUUUAAAGUAUUCAGUGGAAAAAAAAUGUAUACUAACUCGUUGGAAACGGAAAAAAAUGAGUCAAGAACAACCAAUAAAAUAUGGGGACGUGUUCGAGGUCUCAAGCCAACUUGCUUCAAAACCUGUAGCGCCACAAGAUGCAACUAUCAUGCAGUCAGCUGAGAGUAUAGCACUAGGUCAUGUUCCAAAAGGGGGUCCUGCAUCAAUUAUGCAGUCAGCCACCGCUCAGAAUGAGCGUAUUGGUGCCGUAAGCCGUGAUGACAUGACGGAUAUCGCCAGAGAUGAAGGUGUCACCGUCUCUCAAGCAGAAGUUGGGGGCACUCGCCUUGUUUCAGAAGCUGUCGGUGGCGAGGUUGUUGGACAAUAUAUUUAUCCAUCAGAAGCAGGUGAUGGAGAAAGAGCUGCACGAUAUCCUACAACAGGAGUUCAGUCCGAGUCCACUACCAUAGGUGAAGCUUUGGAGGCAGUAGCACUUACUGCAGGGGAUAAACCAAUUGAGCAGAGCGACGCAGCAGCGAUACAGGCUGCAGAAGUAAGAGCUACAGGACUAGGUGAGGUGAUGCCGGGAGGUAUAGGAGCAGAAGCUCAACAUGCAGCUGCUAUAAAUGCUCGAACCACGCCAGAGGAUGAUAAGACUACUCUCAGUGAUGUUCUAACAGAUGAAACGAGCAGGCUUAUAGGUGACAAGGCAGUGAAGAAGGAAGAUGCAGAAGGAGUAGUGGGUGCUGAAAUAAGGACUAAGAGUGACUUGGCUACACACCUUGGAGGCGUAGCAGCAUCUAUGGCCGUAGCAUCCAGUCUGAACGAAUUCUAAAUCAGCGUUUGAGCACAAUCCGAAAUAUAAUGGGUCUUUUUGUCUGGGUUCUGGUCUUUGUUCCAAGCUAGUAGUUUUGUGUAUACACAAAACCAUCAUCUGUUUUUGGGUAAAGGUAUUCUCUUAGAGUGUAGGCUUGUAUGGUGGUUUUGCAAGUUUUGUGAACUUUUCAGGCGUAUAACUGGGGAAGUUUAUGUUAAUAGCAAAGUCAGCACGAGUUCUUUGGUCGAUUAGAGCUUAAUCCAUUUCUUUCUUAUCCUUUUUUUCUAAUUAGCAUUACUUAGAUCGGAUGUCAAUUGAGUUCAAAUGUUCCAAUUAUAUUCAUGGUCA